GUACGUAGACUUCUUUUGGAAUUUACCAAGGCCGACCAAGCCGACUCCUUCUGUCUUGAGGUUGUUUCCAAGGCAACCCUACCCUCCUCAACCAGACUUCUGAAUACUCUGACUUUAGCUAGUGACGUCUUAUCUGCCCCAGCCUAUAGCUGGCUUGAUAAAUACAGGUAA
Messenger RNA from Protopolystoma xenopodis, 171 nucleotides. The record is from the annotation of a GenBank genome assembly. Lineage: Eukaryota; Metazoa; Platyhelminthes; Monogenea; Polystomatidea; Polystomatidae.